UGGCACUCCCCGGUCACCAUUGUUUCAAUAUUUGAUUCUUUUCUCAGUCUUCUUGAACCGUUUCUCAGAAGCUUCAUCUUCUUCUCUCUCAUCUUUUUUCCCCUUUCUGAUCUUCUGCGCUUAUUUCACUCAUAUCCCUCUUCUGCUCUCUGCACACUCUAAGGUACGCGCUCAAUUUUCUGAAAAAAAAUCAAACAGAAAUGGAAGAGGGCUCUCAAGUUCCUGUCUUUCUUGUGAUUUAGAACUUAUUGUGCAUUCGGGUUUCUUCACUUAGAUGGCUAUGGAUCAUCAGUUCAGCAGGUUGACUAACUCUGUAAACAGAUUCUUGUUGGAGGAUGAGAACAUAUUUUCGAGCUUAAAACGAUCGCCGGAUAUUCCAGGCAGUUAUAAUGUUGACUCUUUACCUCUCGAUAUCGUGGAUGCCCCUUUAGUUAUACAUGAUCCCAACCUUGGUAGUUAUGCUCCUACUUUGGACUACCCAGAUGAUCACGACUCUGAUACUGUGCUCAAGUACCUUAAUCAGAUACUACUGGAGGAGAACAUUGAUGAGAAUCCCAGCAUGUUUUAUGAUCCAAUUGCUCUUAAAGCUGCUGAGAAUUCCUUUUAUGAAGCCCUGAAAGAGAAGCCUCCCUCACCUCAUCAAGCCCCGCUUUUUGUUAACAGUAAUGCUAGAAGCCCAGACAGCAUAUUGCCAAGUUCCGGUGGUUAUAGUACAAGCAGCAGUAGCAUCGGUAGCUGUAACGCUGACCCUCAGUGGAUUGUUGAUCCUGGAGAAUCUAAAUCCUCUGUCACUAGUUAUUCUCCUGAGUUCUCCUUCCAGUCAUCAAGUCAGGCUAACUCAUAUAGGUUAAACGGUUCUUUAAAUAGCUUUAGUAGUGUUACGAAUGCCCAAAUGGACUCUUUCGUGAAUGCUAAUUUGGUUCCGAAUAUAUUUAGUGAUACCGAGUCCAUCUUGCAGUUCAAGAGAGGAAUGGAGGAAGCGAGUAGAUUCCUUCCUACGGGUAAUCAGUUGGUUAUUGAUUUGGAUAAAUACUCGUUGCCUCCAAAGACAGAUGAGUUGUCUGGGGAUGCUGUUAUCAAGAUAGAGAAGGACGAGAAGGACCGGUCCGCUAAUUCCUCUAGAGGAAAGAAACACCACCAUCCAGAUGACAGUGGGUUAGAAGAAGAAGAAAGAAGCAGCAAGCACUCUGCAGUUUACGAGGAGGAGGUUGAGUUAUCCGAGGUCUUUGAUAGGGUUUUGCUGUGUACUGAUAAUUAUGGUUGUAACAUAAAUGUUGAGGGAAAGCAGCAGAAUGGGGCAAGCGGUGGGAAGGGCCGUACAAAGAAACAAGGGGGUAAUAGAGAAACUGUGGAUCUGAGGUCUCUAUUAUCAAGCUGUGCACAAUCUAUUGCUGCUGCUGAUUAUAGGACCGCAAAUGAUCAAUUAAAGAAGAUCAGGCAACACUCUUCGCCUAGUGGUGAUCCAAAUCAAAGGCUGGCCAGUGUAUUUGCAAAUGGUCUCGAGGCACGGUUGGCUGGAACUGGGACACAACUAUAUGCAGCCUUAGCUCCAAAAACGAUCACAGCUUCUGAGAAGUUGAAAGCCUACCACACCUACCUGUCAUUUUGCCCGUUCAAGAGAAUAGCAAUUUUCUUUGCAAAUAAAAUGAUUUAUGAAGUAGCAUCAAAGGGUAACACUCUGCAUGUCAUAGAUUUUGGUAUAUUUUAUGGUUUCCAGUGGCCCAUCCUUAUCCAGCAUCUUUCUCAAAGGCCUGGUGGGCCUCCUAAACUUCGAGUAACUGGAAUUGAGCUUCCUCAUCCUGGUUUUCGGCCAGCAGAAAAGGUAGAACAGACUGGCCGUCGCUUGGCAAAUUAUUGUGAGCGUUUUGGUGUACAAUUUGAGUACAACGCCAUAGCAAGUCAGAAUUGGGAAACAAUUAAAAUUGAUGAUUUGAAGCUUGCAAGUGGUGAUGUGGUUGCUGUUAACUGUUUGUUUCGAUUCAAAAACCUACUGGAUGAGACUGCGGUUGCUGACAGCCCUAGGGAUGCAGUUCUAAGCUUAAUCCGGAAAAUAAAUCCAGAUAUUUAUGUGCAAGCUGUAAUUAGUGGAUCUUACAGCUCUCCUUUCUUUGUCACCCGGUUCCGAGAGGCUCUCUUCUUCUACUCUGCUGUCUUUGAUAUGUUCGAUGCUACUUUAUCCCGUGAUGAUCAUCAGAGGUUGGAUUUUGAGCAAGAAUUCAUUGGGCGUGAAAUAAUGAAUGUCGUUGCAUGUGAGGGCAUGGAAAGAUUAGAGAGGCCUGAAACAUACAAGCAGUGGCAGGUACGCAAUAUGAGGGCUGGGUUCAAGCCUCUGCCUGUAAAACCAGAACUUGUUAAGAAGCUAAGAGGUAAGGUGAAGGCGGGAUAUCACAAAGAUUUUGUGUUCGAUGAAGACGGUCAUUGGAUACUGCAGGGAUGGAAAGGUCGGAUUAUGUGUGGCAGCUCUUGCUGGGUACCUGCAUAACAAACUCAGAAGCUGUUUUCUGGUAUUUAGAGCCCUAUGCUGUCCUCGAGAAGAUAUAUUCAAUAACAUCAAUCAAGUCAACAGAAACCUGUGAAUGCAAUGCUUAUGCUUGUCCCAAUCUCAUCACCUUCCCAUCCUCUGCAUAUUGUUCUAGCAUUGGAAAUGCAUCUGUGGCUCUCGGGUGAACACUGAAGUGCUUUGCCAAAAGACUAGGAUCUGACAGGCGAAGUAACGCUCUUGGUUCAUGAAAUUUGUAUGAUGUGGAUUGUCUUAUAGAAUAGUUUUUCAUAUUAGAUGUGUUGGUGAUAGAAAGAAUUCUGAAAUGCAUGCAGCAAUACCCCCACCCCAACCAUAAAAUCACUAUUUAUUUUAGAAAAAAAAUUGCAUUUUUAGUUUUUAAUUUAUGACAAAGUAGUAAUUUUAUCUUCUUGAUUAA
Ipomoea triloba (trilobed morning glory) is the source of this 2918-nucleotide messenger RNA. Its product is annotated as scarecrow-like protein 14. Gene Ontology annotation, molecular function: DNA-binding transcription factor activity; sequence-specific DNA binding. The transcript is spliced from 3 exons. Bases 275 to 2482 code for a protein of 735 amino acids. Gene Ontology annotation, biological process: regulation of DNA-templated transcription. Gene Ontology annotation, cellular component: nucleus. The record is from RefSeq and is a predicted model, not a curated record. NCBI's taxonomy places the organism in Eukaryota, Viridiplantae, Streptophyta, Magnoliopsida, Solanales, Convolvulaceae.